AUUUUUAAUAUAGCAAAUUAAGAGACAGAUAUAUAUUAUAUUCAGAGAAGGGUCAAACUGAUGAGCGAUGCAGGGUCAUGACAUGAUGCCCAUUUACUUGCUCAUACUUUUAUUCAGCAAAUAGUUAUUUGUUGAACUGUCCUGCCUGCGGGCUUUUUACUGGGGGCUGAGGAUUCGACAGUGAAAUGUCACAGUUCCUCCUCUAAAGAGUUCACAGCCUGGUGAUAGAGGCAGACAGGUCAUCAGAUAAUUGAUACCCAAGACUCUGAUCAGAGAAAGAAAGGCAGAAAAAGUGGUGAGCCGAAGCCCCUCACCUAGACUCUGGAGAGGAGCCUUGAGCAGACUCUGUGGAGGAUAUGAUGUCUCCUGAAGCCAGAGAGUCUAUAGGAAGUGACUCAGGUAAAAAAAAAAAAAUGCAAAGAAGAGGACAGAUAUUCCAGGAAAAGAAGCCAGCAUGUGGGGGGAAAUUUUUGUAAAGCUCAGGGACUUACAGUCAAGUGUGGCUUUUCAAAUCUCAGCUUGUCCACUCGCUGGCUGUGUGUCUUUGGGCAAGUCGCUCUAGCUUUCUGAGCUGGGCUGCCCACCUGUAACACAGGAGCCGACCACAUCUCUCUGAAAGGAACGUGCAGCGGAAGGGCGGUAGGUGCUCACUGCAGAUCCCUUUCCCUCUGGGUAGUCCUCACUCCUGUUUCUGCUAUGAAUGUCCAGGUGUCAGGACAAGAUGCUUCAGCUUUGGAAACUUGUUCUCUUGUGUGGCCUGCUCACUGGGACCUCCGCGUCUGUUGUUAAGUCUGUCAGAGAUGGUUUGAGUAAUGCUGUAAAGAAGAUGGAGCCCGUUUUUGGUGACAUCGAAAAUAGCAUUCAAGAACAAGCUUUCCAGCCUCUCAUUGGCAAGACGGUCAACCUGGCGGCUUCCUUGGGCUUCAUUGCUGACAUCGGACUUGAACCUGAUGCCAAUACUGGCAUCCCCGAAGUGGUCGUGAAAAACUGUUCCAGCAACGAAGACAGCAUCUCAUUAAACUUGUUGGGCAGACACAGUGCAGUGGUCAACUCCCUCACUGACACUCUGACCGGCUUGUUGAGCAAGACAGUGUCCUUGCUGGUGCAGAAUCAGGUGUGCCCACUGAUCCGCCUCACUGCCGGCACCUUGGAUGGGAAUUUUGUUCAGGCUAUCAUCGAUAAACUGAAGCUGGGAGGCGAAGCGCAAAAAAGUGUCUGAAGAGGACAGA
Miniopterus natalensis is the source of this 1229-nucleotide messenger RNA. The record is from RefSeq and is a predicted model, not a curated record. NCBI's taxonomy places the organism in Eukaryota, Metazoa, Chordata, Mammalia, Chiroptera, Miniopteridae.